This is a messenger RNA of Anopheles funestus (African malaria mosquito), 5464 nucleotides long. RefSeq names its product histone H4. The record is from RefSeq and is a predicted model, not a curated record. Gene Ontology annotation, molecular function: protein heterodimerization activity; structural constituent of chromatin; DNA binding. Bases 88 to 399 code for a protein of 103 amino acids. Gene Ontology annotation, cellular component: nucleosome. NCBI's taxonomy places the organism in Eukaryota, Metazoa, Arthropoda, Insecta, Diptera, Culicidae. The transcript is spliced from 2 exons. Gene Ontology annotation, biological process: nucleosome assembly.
GAUAUAAAAGAGUGGAAAAUUGUGCGUAGCCCUGUUGUAAAUCGUGAACUUCUGAACAGUACGGUCGGUUAGUGCUUGACAUCGAAAAUGACUGGACGAGGAAAAGGAGGCAAAGGUCUGGGUAAAGGAGGAGCCAAGCGUCAUCGCAAAGUGCUGCGUGAUAACAUCCAGGGCAUCACCAAGCCGGCCAUCCGUCGUCUGGCCCGCCGUGGAGGAGUGAAGCGUAUCUCUGGCCUCAUCUACGAAGAAACGCGUGGCGUGCUGAAAGUGUUCUUGGAAAAUGUUAUCCGCGAUGCGGUCACCUAUACCGAACACGCCAAGCGCAAGACCGUCACCGCGAUGGAUGUAGUGUACGCGCUGAAGCGUCAGGGUCGCACGCUGUACGGUUUCGGAGGUUAAGCCGCACCCACCAGCCAACGCAGAUUUUGCCCUCAUCUCAACGGUCCUUAUCAGGACCACACAUCCUUUGCGUCAAAAUUCUUUUUCUUAUGGUUUCGAAUGUAAGUGCGUAAGAUUCAUUUGAGGUAUUGAGAAACAUUUUUACCUGAUUGACAUCAUCCACCAAAGCGUUAGUCAAGCGCUUUGAUUCGCGUGGUGUACAUACAUCACGCAUUACGAAGAACAUGCAGUCGAAGGCAGACAAUACGGUGAAAUCUCGUUUGUUUCUAAAUAAUAAAUAAACUCACCGAAAGCUGUAAACCGAAUUAUAGCUCCAUGGGUUCUCACCAGCAAGGAAACAAGGUACAUGUUUUUUUCCUCCAGCAGGCGUCACGUAGAAGUUCGUUAAGCCAAAAAGAAGAAGCCGAUGAGCAUCGCGUCGAUUCUCCACCGCGUUCCAGUCCUGAAAUGGUCGGUUCCGCCGUGUGCAUGAGUGUGUGUCUGUAUGUACGCGCUACGGAUUGAGAAUGUCUGAAGUGUGUAAAAACGGUGAAAUUUGUCUCUAUUCCGUUUGCAACACUUUCAAAAAUCGGCGUUUGUUAAGAUGAAGCACGAAGCAUUUCACAAAUCCAGUCUUUUUCAAGACUUACGAAAGAUAUUUCAACAUAUUUGUGUGUUUUACAUAAUUUACCAAAUCCGAAAAUUAUCUAAAAAUGGUAUCUCUCUUUCUUGGCCUUGUCACAUUAAAAAAAGAGCGUGAGCUGGAGCGAGAAGCAACACGGUUAAGAAAAAUUCGCUUGAAAGUGGUAACUGAUCAAACUGAACUUAUCAUAUUCGGUUUAUUUUUCAUGAAACAUGAAACAUUCCAUCAAAUCAGUCUUUUCUAGGACUAACACACACGAUAUCGGAAAGAUUUUCGCUUUUGCCCUCCUAAAGAGUAUUAAAAUCGAUCAUUGAUUUUCUCAUAUCUAAAAACCAUGCGCAUGUAACUUAUUUUCCACCAGCAAAUAGUUAUCCGAAAAUUAAAAUUCACCCGCUGAAAAAUACCGUUAAGUGCGAGUAUCCUCACACGCGUAAGUUAGAGCGAGAUGCAAUUCCUUAGUGAAAAUUCGCACUAAUUUCUUAGCUGGAAAGAAGGACAAUAGAAGGCACAUUUCGUCCGUGGCUCGGUAUCCGUUUUAAGGCAUGUUAAAAUUUGUGCCCUACCGAUUUCAAAACUUUGCAAAUUUGUUCCUGUUUCUUCCUCUAAACAUAAAGCAUAACAUAAAAUCUGUCUUUCUUAAGGGUAAAAUACACGAUUUCGAAAAGAUUUUCGGUUUUGACCUUUCAAAAUUUAUUAAAAUUUAUCGUGUAUUUUUUCUUAUGGCAUAAUCAUGCGCAUGUAACUUAAUUUGUUCAAGCAAAUAUAAUUUCACCCGAUGAGAAAUACCGUUAAGUGCAAGUGUACUCACACACCAACGCAACGAAAGAGAGCGCGUAAGUUAGAGCGAGAUGCAAUUCCUUAGUGAAAAUUCGCACUAAUUUCUUAGCUGGAAAGAAGGACAAUAGAAGGCACAUUUCGUCCGUGGCUCGGUAUCCGUUUUAAGGCAUGUUAAAAUUUGUGCCCUACCGAUUUCAAAACUUUGCAAAUUUGUUCCUGUUUCUUCCUCUAAACAUAAAGCAUAACAUAAAAUCUGUCUUUCUUAAGGGUAAAAUACACGAUUUCGAAAAGAUUUUCGGUUUUGACCUUUCAAAAUUUAUUAAAAUUUAUCGUGUAUUUUUUCUUAUGGCAUAAUCAUGCGCAUGUAACUUAAUUUGUUCAAGCAAAUAUAAUUUCACCCGAUGAGAAAUACCGUUAAGUGCAAGUGUACUCACACACCAACGCAACGAAAGAGAGCGCGUAAGUUAGAGCGAGAUGCAAUUCCUUAGUGAAAAUUCGCACUAAUUUCGUAGCUGGAGAGAAGGACAAUGGAAGGCACAUUUCGUCCGCGCUUGGGUGUCCGUUUUAAGGCAUGUUAAAAUUUGUGCCCUCCCGAUUUCAAAACUUUGCAAAUUCGUUGCUGUUUCUUACGCUAAACAUAAAGCGUAACAUAAAAUCAGUCUUUCUUAAGGCUACCACAAACGAUUUCGGAAAGAUUUUCGGUUUUGACCUUUCAAAAUUUAUUAAAAUUUAUCGUGUUUUUUUUCUUAUCGAAUAAUCAUGCGCAUGUAACUUAAUUUGCUCAUAUAUACAACAAAUAUGUUUUGUUCCUUGCACGGUUUGAACAUUGAUAUUUGCACACGCAAAAGCAUAAAACAUUAAAAGAGUGGCAAAAUUCGUUAGGUAAAACGUUUCUAGUAGUCUGGCAAUCAUUUUAUCUAGGUAUGUGUGUUCGGGAUACUUAAUACCGAGAGAGAGAGGACACGAACUCUGACACGACUCUCACUCCAAUAUUAGUAUUUCAUUAUGCAAGGAACCGAACGGAGUUCAGUCUACUUCGUACAGUCGAUCGGUCCGGUUCUUCCGCGUUUAGUGGAGCUCACUAGUCCGUGUGUGUGUGUGUGCGUGUGCGUUUUAGUAAUUUACAGUGAAGUGGUGUGUGUAGUGUGCAGUGAAAAGCUUAAACUGCGCCGCCCACACUUUUGGCGUCGCUUACCGUGAUUUUUUUCACUGUGGCAUGAAAUGCGUGUAGGAUCAUAUUUUUUCCUACUAUUUUAGUGUCCCUGAACAGAGCGUGUGUAGAAAGUGCGUUUCCGGUGCGUUCACCGGGAGAGGGGGCGAGGAGUGCGUGUAGUGAAUCCCGUCGGCCGGGAAGAAAAGAAAUGUGAGUGGACUGAAAGUACGUUUCCGGUGCGUUUCCGAUGCGUUCCCCAGAAAAAGGGGGCGAGGAGUGCGUGCAUUGAAUCCCGUCGGCCGGGAAGAAAAAAAUGCGCUCCUAUAUUAAAGUAGUUGUUGUUGCUGCUGCUGCUGCUUCUUUUUAUUAUAAUAUGGAGCGGCUGCAGCGGUACGAAACCGGGCAUCGGCGGUGGACAGGGACAGCGAUUUUAGUGUCCCUGAAUUGUGCGUGAGUGGCCUGGAAGUGCGUGGAAUAAGUGCGUUUCCGGUGCGUUAACCGGGAGAGGGGGCGAGGAGUGCGUGCAGUGAAUCCCGUCGGCCGGGAAGAAAAAAAUGCGCUCCUAUAUUUAAAUAGUUGUUGUUGCUGCUGCUGCUGCUUCUUUUUAUUAUAAUAUGGAGCGGCUGCAGCGGUACGAAACCGGGCAUCGGCGGUGGACAGGGACAGCGAUUUUAGUGUCCCUGAAUUGUGCGUGAGUGGCCUGGAAGUGCGUGGAAUAAGUGCGUUUCCGGUGCGUUAACCGGGAGAGGGGGCGAGGAGUGCGUGCAGUGAAUCCCGUCGGCCGGGAAGAAAAAAAUGCGCUCCUAUAUUUAAAUAGUUGUUGUUGCUGCUGCUGCUGCUUCUUUUUAUUGUAAUAUGGAGCGGCUGCAGCGGUACGAAACCGGGCAUCGACGGUGGACAGGGACAGUGAUUUUAGUGUCCCUGAAUUGUGCGUGGCUGGACUGAAAAUGCGUGGAAAAAGUGCGUUUCCGGUGCGUUCACCGAAAGAGCGAGCGAGGAGUGCGUGCAGUGAAUCCCGUCGGCCGGGAAGAAAAAAAUGCGCUCCUAUAUUUAAAUAGUUGUUGUUGCUGCUGCUGCUGCUUCUUUUUAUUAUAAUAUGGAGCGGCUGCAGCGGUACGAAACCGGGCAUCGGUGGUGGACAGGGACAGUGAUUUUAGUGUCCCUGAAUUGUGCGUGGCUGGACUGAAAAUGCGUGGAAAAAGUGCGUUUCCGGUGCGUUAACCGGGAGAGGGGGCGAGGAGUGCGUGCAGUGAAUCCCGUCGGCCGGGAAGAAAAAAAUGCGCUCCUAUAUUUAAAUAGUUGUUGUUGCUGCUGCUGCUGCUUCUUUUUAUUAUAAUAUGGAGCGGCUGCAGCGGUACGAAACCGGGCAUCGGUGGUGGACAGGGACAGUGAUUUUAGUGUCCCUGAAUUGUGCGUGGCUGGACUGAAAAUGCGUGGAAAAAGUGCGUUUCCGGUGCGUUCACCGAAAGAGCGAGCGAGGAGUGCGUGCAGUGAAUCCCGUCGGCCGGGAAGAAAAAAAUGCGCUCCUAUAUUUAAAUAGUUGUUGUUGCUGCUGCUGCUGCUUCUUUUUAUUAUAAUAUGGAGCGGCUGCAGCGGUACGAAACCGGGCAUCGGCGGUGGACAGGGACAGCGAUUUUAGUGUCCCUGAAUUGUGCGUGAGUGGCCUGGAAGUGCGUGGAAUAAGUGCGUUUCCGGUGCGUUAACCGGGAGAGGGGGCGAGGAGUGCGUGCAGUGAAUCCCGUCGGCCGGGAAGAAAAAAAUGCGCUCCUAUAUUAAAGUAGUUGUUGUUGCUGCUGCUGCUGCUUCUUUUUAUUAUAAUAUGGAGCGGCUGCAGCGGUACGAAACCGGGCAUCGGUGGUGGACAGGGACAGUGAUUUUAGUGUCCCUGAAUUGUGCGUGGCUGGACUGAAAAUGCGUGGAAAAAGUGCGUUUCCGGUGCGUUCACCGAAAGAGCGAGCGAGGAGUGCGUGCAGUGAAUCCCGUCGGCCGGGAAGAAAAAAAUGCGCUCCUAUAUUUAAAUAGUUGUUGUUGCUGCUGCUGCUGCUUCUUUUUAUUAUAAUAUGGAGCGGCUGCAGCGGUACGAAACCGGGCAUCGACGGUGGACAGGGACAGCGAUCCGAAAUCGUGAUCGAGUGAAAGUUCAGUGCAAUUGGAAUGUGAGUAGUGAGCAAAAUAGUGAGCAUUGAUUCGGAAGAAAAGUUUUUGUGCAUGAUUACGUGUACACACAAUAUUAUCAAAAGGAUCGUAAUGAAAGUUCAAGUUUGCGUUUCUAUCGUGAUCAGUGAGCAUCGUUCGGAAAAAAAACCCGAAUAACAGUAAAAUUGGUUCAUCGAGGGAGCAACCGAAAGGAGAGAAGUGCAUGCCGCGUACUGAAACAGGUAAGAGUAAAUAAUGUUUCUUUCGUAUGGAUUGUUUAUGAUGCUGUUGCUGCUGCUGAUGACGAAUGCGUUUUGAGAUGGUUUCGCAUACAUUGGAAUGCAAUGGGCUCGGUGCAUUCCAGAAUAACGGUUUGU